This is a messenger RNA of Miscanthus lutarioriparius, 1254 nucleotides long. The record is from the annotation of a GenBank genome assembly. NCBI's taxonomy places the organism in Eukaryota, Viridiplantae, Streptophyta, Magnoliopsida, Poales, Poaceae.
AUGUGGGCGAUUCGGCACAAUCUUCGGAUCUUGAUGAGGUCUUGGAUGGUUUCGGAGGCAAAGGGCGAAGUCAUGGACCGUCAAGAGAAGCGGAAGGAUCGUAAGGCUCUAUCUCCGAUUCAACUUCAUUUACAUAAUGAUAUUUUGCAACAAGUGCUGCAAGAGAAAACUGCCAUAGAACUUUGGCUCAAGAUGGAAUCGAUCUGCAUGUCCAAGGAUCUAACCAAUACCAUACUAUUAAGCCGUGAUGAACUAACCCUUGCGGAAGUAUAUGAGGACCUCCAGACGAGGGAGAAGAUGAAAGGAGACAUUCUUAUUGUUCUUGCUGGUUGUGUUGCUGGUCGUGAUCAAUGGAUACUUGAUUCUGCAUGCUCGUUUCAUUUAUGCUCUAAUAGAGAUUGGUUCAAUUCUUAUGAGUCUGUGCAGAGUGGAGAUGUCAUGCGUAUGGGAGAUAACAACCCACGUGAGAUCAUGGGCAUUGGCUCCGUUCAGAUUAAGAUGCAUGAUGGCAUGAUACGUACACUGAAAGAUGUGAGACACAUACUAGGGUUGGCCAAAAAUCUGAUCUCCCUCAACACACGUGAUGCCGAGGGGUAUAAACACUCUGGUUCAGGUGGAGUGUGUAAGGUCUCAAAAGGCUCUCUCAUUCAUAUGAUAGGUGAUAUGAAUUCUGCAAAGUUAUAUGUUCUUAGAGGAAGUACUUUACAUGGUUCCGUCACUGCUGCUACUGUUUCUAAUGAUGAACCAAGUAAGACUAAUCUCUGGCAUAUGCGUCUUGGGCAUAUAAGUGAACUUGGUAUGGCAGAAUUGAUCAAGAGAGACCUGCUGGAUAGCUGCAUUGUGGGUAAGAUAAAGUUCUGUGAGCACUGUGUUUUUAGUAAGCACAAGAGGAUAAAAUUCAAUGCAUCUGUUCAUAUCACCAAAGAUACACUUGAUUAUGUACAUGCUAAUUUGUGGGGGCCAUCUUGUAAGCCCUCUUAUGGUGGUUCUCGUUACAUGCUUACCAUUAUUGAUGAUUACUCUAGAAAAUUGAGAGUUUUCGGUUGCACUGCUUAUGCUCAUGUUGAUAAUGGAAAGCUAGAACCUAGAGCCAUUAAGUGUCUGUUUCUUGGUUAUGGUUCUGAAGUUAAAGGAUAUAAGUUAUGGAAUCCUGAAACUAAAAAGACUUUCAUGAGCAGGAGCGUUGUUUUCAAUGAAUCUGUUAUGUUUAAUGACAGCUUGUCCAUAGAUGUUUCUCUAGUUGGUUCUGAUUAG